Thlaspi arvense is the source of this 336-nucleotide messenger RNA. The record is from the annotation of a GenBank genome assembly. Lineage: Eukaryota; Viridiplantae; Streptophyta; Magnoliopsida; Brassicales; Brassicaceae.
AUGGGUCGUGGAGUUAGUGCAGGUGGAGGGCAGAGCUCUUUAGGUUAUCUUUUCGGAAGCGGAGAGGCUCCAAAACCAGCCGUUAACACUGCUCAAGCCGAAACUCAGCCUGCUCCUUCUUCUUCUCCGGCACAACCUAAAGCCGCCGCUCCAAAACCUGCUGAUACCAUAAACCAAGGUCCAGCUGGUCUCAAUAGCAACUCUGCAAACAACUACAUGCGCGCAGAUGGACAGAACACAGGCAACUUCAUCACGGACCGGCCAUCGACCAAGGUUCACUCAGCUCCAGGAGGUGGCUCGUCUCUGAAUUAUCUCUUUGGUGGUGGUAGCAACUAG